Messenger RNA from Gryllus bimaculatus (two-spotted cricket), 571 nucleotides. Lineage: Eukaryota; Metazoa; Arthropoda; Insecta; Orthoptera; Gryllidae. The record is from the annotation of a GenBank genome assembly.
CGGCGCGGCGCGGCACGGCGUGACAUGGCGCUUCCCUUGUGCGUUGUUUGACGUGCUGUAGCAGCUGCGCUCGUUUGUGAACAUGAAUAUUGAUGAACGAUUUAUAUUAGCUGUGAGAGAAUACCCAUUUCUCUAUGAUACUGCUGACCCAGGGUAUCAUGACAACAGAAAGAAAGACAAAGCAUGGCAACAAAUUUCUGAGAGUUUUCAAGGCUGGUCAGCGGGCAAUCAAAGGGAAGAACACAUUAAAAUUGAACGCAUCGAGACAACUGAGGAAUGCAAUGAGAUUCCAAAUGCUGCCUCUGGAAUAACAAGUUACACAGCGGGAACGAGUGAUCCCCCAAGAUCGAGUCUUCACCCUCCUGUAGCCCAAUCUCUGCAAGAAGACCUCCACGAUAGGAAAAGGUCAAGUGAAGUUUAUGAAGAAGAUGCUUUGUGUGCCUUCUUUAAGGCUAUGGAGAAAACUGUACGCACAUUCAGCGUUCCGAUGCAAAUCGAAAUAAAAGGGAAAAUAUCGAAUCUUAUUAACGAGUACGAACUAAAGAACUACCGGCAGCAAGUUCCAGAGUGA